Molecule: messenger RNA, 1701 nt
Organism: Macadamia integrifolia
Lineage: Eukaryota; Viridiplantae; Streptophyta; Magnoliopsida; Proteales; Proteaceae
Product: methyl-CpG-binding domain-containing protein 11-like
Exons: 2
Coding region: 377-1444 (355 amino acids)
Molecular function (GO): DNA binding
Source: RefSeq, a predicted model, not a curated record
AUAUUCCCAAUUGCGUUGCGAGUUACACGCAAAGCCAGAGAGCGUAUGUGUAGCGUCAGGAAACUGAGUCUUACGGGGCCGUUUGUGCGUUUGAGAGAGAGAGAGAGAGAGAGAGAGAGUUGAGAGAGACUUAAGAAGAGAACGCAGAGAGAGAGACCCAAAUCCCUCACUUCCCCAACUUUCGGCAACGUCGCUUCAGAGGGCUGUCCUCACUUGUCAUCUUUGUUCUUACAGGAUUAUCAGGAAAAGAUUAACCUAAAUUCGUUUACAGAGGAAGUUGGGGGAAGAUAGGGAGUAACCAGAGGAAAAGAAGUGAAGCUUUCACUUACUGUGUCUUGGGUUUUCUUCCUUUUUGACUUGUUUUGAUUACCUCAAAAUGGCGAGCUCAGUCGACAAGGAAACUCAGAAGGAUGAAGUCGUCUCAGUAGAACUUCCAGCUCCUCCUGGUUGGACGAAAAAGUUUAUGCCCAAAAGAGGAGGGACACCAAAGAAAAAUGAGAUAAUUUUCAUUUCUCCAAUCGGGGAGGAGAUCAUUAAUAGGAAACAGCUGGAACAAUACCUGAAGUCACACCCUGGUGGUCCUGCGAUAUCUGAGUUUGAUUGGGGGACUGGUGAGACACCAAGGAGAUCUGCGCGAAUCAGUGAGAAGGCCAAGGCAGCUCCUCCACCAGAACCUGAGCCUCCAAAGAAACGAAGCAGGAAAUCACUAAAGAAAGUUACUAAAGAGACAGAAGUUGUUCCUGAAGAAACAGAAGAGAACAAAGAAAACACACAAGAUGCUGAAAUGGCUGAUAAGAAGAAUACAGAAACAAAGAAAGAAGAAGAUGUUGUUGCCAAGGAAAAUCAAGGUUUGAAUGAAGACAAAACUCAUGAGGAUAAAGGGCCAAUCAAAACGGAAGAAGCUGCACCAGAAGGAGCCCCAGUUGCAAAAAUGGAAACUGAAAAUGACACUGAGGUAACCAAUAAGGAUAAUACAGGAACAGAAGGUGAGCCUGCUGAAAGGAUCCAGGAAAGGAAGGAAGUACAAUUGUCUGAUGAACAGUUGACUGACAUGAAUGAUGCUAAAAGAGAAGUUAAAAUGAAGGAACAGGUUACAACAGAGGAGGUGGUGCUGCCACAGGCAGAAGCUGAGAAAAAUGAUGGGUCGAAACCAGAGAAAGAUAUUUCCAAUGAAAUGAACAGUGUAAUGGAUUCGGAAGAAAAAGAGAAACCCAGCAAAAGUGCAGCUGAAACCAUGGAACAGACGGGGGAGAAACAAGCAGCAAACGGAAACAAUGAGGAACACACUUCAACAGUUGAAGAGAAAGGAAAGAAAAUGGAGGGGGAAGCGAUGGAGAAUGGCAGCCGCAAAGGUGAUGCUGGUGAGUCCAAGUCUCGAGAGGUCAAUCAAAUGGGGCGAGUCGAUUCCCAGCAAUCUCCUGCCCCCUCCGCGGUGAGCUGCUGAAUGUAUUUUCUCCCUUCACUCUUUUAUUGCCUCUUUAUGUCUCCAUCUUGGGUUUUUUGGAUGACUGUAAUAUUAAAUGUUGAUGCCAGCCAGAUCUAAUUUAUACUUGUAACUUGGUAGAGUAGGUUUUUGAUGCAGGAAGUAACUGUUGCAUUUAGAAGAUGUUGAUUGUACUUUUGUAAUGAUCUCUGUAAACGUAGGUGUUUUGACACUGCUGAUAUGUUCUGUUAUAAACUUAUAAUUGUGUAUCAAGUUAA